Molecule: messenger RNA, 1881 nt
Organism: Nannizzia gypsea CBS 118893
Lineage: Eukaryota; Fungi; Ascomycota; Eurotiomycetes; Onygenales; Arthrodermataceae
Product: proline-specific permease
Exons: 11
Coding region: 1-1881 (626 amino acids)
Biological process (GO): amino acid transmembrane transport
Cellular component (GO): membrane
Molecular function (GO): amino acid transmembrane transporter activity
Source: RefSeq, a predicted model, not a curated record
AUGGAUCCUGCUGAGAAGCCUCCAAACUCGCUCCCGAGCUAUCAUGAAUACCACACAGAGCCCACGAUGAUGAGUACAGACUAUCCGCCCACAGAACGAACAAUGGUGGAAGCAAUGGUGGAGGAGCCAACUUUUGACACAGAGCAGCGUGCUCGUAAGGGAUUCAGUGUCUGGCGAGUGCUGGGCGAGCGACAGAUCAACAUGAUCGCAUUCUCAGGAACAAUAGGGAAUGGUCUCUUUCUUGGGAGUGGAAGAUCUUUAGCCGGUGCUGGUCCCGGCGGUGCUGUGCUUUGCUACAUCCUUAUGGCCACUGUUAUAUCAUCAGUCAUUUCAUGUCUAGGUGAGAUGACAGCUCUCAUGCCUGUCAAUGCACCGGUCAUGGAGUUUCCCCGUCGUUUCGUUGAUCGAGGAGUUGGGUUUGCCGUUGGCUGGAUAUACUGGUUUGCAUACGCUGUGCUUGCGGCAGAUCAACUUGUUGCAGUGACAAAUUCCGUAAAAUUCAGAUAUGAUGACGGGAAAACUCUCCUAGAAUGGGAAACCGGCAUAAAGGUGCACCCUGCCGUGUGGAUAUCGCUAUUCUUAUUCCUCGUUACGAUGAUAAAUAUGCUUCCUGUGAAGUAUUAUGGUGAGCUGGAAUAUUUAUUCGGCAGUAUAAAACUCAUCUUCAUUACAAUGAUCAUCGUGCUGAUGGUUGUGCUGGAUACCAUGCAGCCUCGAUCAAACGCAUACUACAAAGACCCUGUUGGGACGAAAUACUGGGACCAGCCGUUUUCAUUUAUCUGCCGAGAUUACAAGGUGCGAGGAGAUGACAACACUGUCCAGAUGGAAAUUAAAGGAACCAUGGGCUCGUUCCUAGGGAUGUGGACUACCAGCAUUAAUGUGAUAUUCUCAUACGUGGGAAUGGAUAUCGUUGCUGCUACGGCCGCAGAAAGCAAGUCUCUCGCAGACUCAGAAAGCAUGAAGAUGGCAGCCCGAAAGAUCAACCUCCGUGUCAUUACGCUCUAUACCCUCGCCAUGCUCACAGCCUCCUUCCUGGUUCCACGAAACCAUCCUUUUUUGAACGGAAAGGCAGAGUCGGUCGGCAGUUCAUCGCUCUUCCUCAUUGCCGUCGUCGAGGCCGGUCUCCCAGCUCUUGCCCACUUUUUCAACGCCAUGUAUGUGUUCUCGGCAUUUACUUGCGCCAUAAACUCGAUGUAUGUGGCAUCGAGAGUCCUACAUACGUUGGCCCUACGAGAGCAAACUGGCCCAAGAUGGCUUACCCGAAGGCUACAAGAAUGCCAUUUGGGUGUACCCCUAAGAACCGUUUUCGCAACAGCCGGUUUGAUGAUGAUUGCAUAUAUGGGACCUACUGGAGGUCCUGGCCAGAGACUCGGAGAGCUUGCAACUAAUUGCACUGUGUCAUGUCUGAUUGUGUAUACUGCAAUCUGCGGGACGUAUCUAUGCUUUUAUAGAACGCUCGAUGAAGCAAAAACUCUUGGGAAUACUUCUCAGGCGCAGUCCGGCUGCUACGAGCGAGACCAUCCGCGCUACCCAUACAAAUCACACGGCCAAUGGCUCAAAGGUGCAUAUGGGUUGUUUUCAUGCAUUAUCCUUAUCAUCUUCAACGGUGUAGGAGCCUUCUUAGAGACUCCUUUCAACAUCAGGCAAUUUCUUGCCGCAUACAUCGGAGUACCCGUGUUCUUCCUUUUGAUAAUCGGUUACAAGGUCAAGAAGCACGGGUUCCACAUCUCAAGAUGGGGCCCCGAGCGUUCGAAUGAUCUCCAAAAUACUGUCCAGGUAACAAGCAAAACGCGAAAGGGGCGAUUGGAAUUCCCAGAUGAUGGCUUUACUGCUGAGAACGGUAAAACAUUCUUGAGAUGGAUAUGGACUUGGAUGAAAUAA